Molecule: messenger RNA, 1608 nt
Organism: Papaver somniferum (opium poppy)
Lineage: Eukaryota; Viridiplantae; Streptophyta; Magnoliopsida; Ranunculales; Papaveraceae
Exons: 2
Coding region: 1-1608 (535 amino acids)
Source: RefSeq, a predicted model, not a curated record
AUGAUCUCAGUAGCUAAAUCAGUCAUAUAUCCUAACUAUGUUUGCAUUGAUAGAGUAGGAUAUGUUGGUGGUCUAAUACUCAUGUGGAAGGAUGGUAUAGAUGUUGAAGUUAUUGGUUGUGAUAAUAAUAUAAUUCAUGUGACAAUUCAGUUGUGUCCUAGUAAGCCUAAGGUCUUGUUUUCUUUUAUGUAUGGAUCAACCUGUUCAGAACCUAAAAAAACUCAGUGGAAUUUUAUUACUGAGUUUAGCAAAGAUGUCCAGCAACCUUGGUUAAUAUUAGGGGAUUUAAACUUUCAUUUGGAUAGAAAUAAUACUAGUUCUGAUACUUGGGUUCAAAAUGAUGUUAAUAAUGCUGGCCUAGUUGACAUUGGGUAUGAGGGUAGAAACUACACUUGGACUAGUAACUCUUAUGGUACAGGAGUUAGGAAAGAUAGACUAGACAUGGCUUUAGGUAAUAAUGAUUGGUUCUUAAAUUUUCACAAUGCUAAGCUUUUGCAUCUGAAUUUUGUUGCUUCUGAUCAUUCACCUGUGCUUCUUAUUACUGAUCCUAUUCCUAAAAAUCUCUGGAGGCCUUUUAAAUUUUUCAGAACUUGGAAUGAGCAUAAUACUUUUAAAAAUAAUCUUGAGUCUUCCUGGAAUGUUGAUGUGCAUGGUAGUCCUGCCUUUAAACUUAUCCAAAGACAACAUAGUGCUAGGAUAGCUUUAUCUCAGUGGAAUAGGAUGGAGUUUGGAGACAUCCAAAAGAAUAUUUCUAAACUUCAAACUUCUUUGGAAAUUUUCCAGAAUGAACUAGUUCUAAUAGACAUCAUGCUAGAGUCAAAGCUAUCACCAAAUGGAAAUUCGCUUCAGGAAAGAAAUGAUAUGAGUAGACUUCUUACUAAUCAUUUUAGUGUUGUCUCUUGUUCUUCUAAUCCUGUUUUGCCUGAUAUUUCCUUUGAUAUUAUUUCAAAAAUCCUUACUGAUACUGAUAAUGAUAAGCUUUUUGCUAUGCCAAGUGAAAUUGAAAUUGAAAAUUUUGUCAAACAUAUGCCUUCGUGGAGUUCUCCUGGUCCUGAUGGCUUUCAAGCAGGUUUUUAUCAAACUCAAUGGAAUGUUGUAGGAAAAGAUAUUAUUGAUGUGGUUCAAAAAAUUUUCCAAAGUGGUCACAUGCCUAGAAGUCUUAAUAGGACUUAUAUUUCCCUUAUACCUAAAUACAAAAGUCUUGAAACUCCAGCUGAGUUUAGACCAAUUGGUCUGUGUAAUGCCUCUGAUAAGGUUAUUUCUAAGAUUUUGGCCAAUAGAAUUAAACCUUUGCUUAAAAAAUUAGUUUCUCCUUAUCAAGCUGCCUUUGUACCAGGAAGAGCCAUCCAUGACAAUAUUAUUAUUGCUCCUGAAAUGGUUCAUUCAAUGAAACAUAAAGAAGGUAUAAGUGGUACAAUGGCCAUCAAACUUGAUCUGUCAAAAGCUUUUAACAGACUUGAACGGAGUUUUAUUAAUAAAGUUCUUGAGAGUUUUGGUUUUAAAUCUGAUUUUUGUAACCUCAUUAUGCAGUGUGUCUCCACUACUAGUAUAAAUGUUCUUGAGAGUUUUGGUCUCCCUGUGAUCAAUUUGAACCUACUAGAGGGAUAA